Symbiodinium pilosum is the source of this 1092-nucleotide messenger RNA. The record is from the annotation of a GenBank genome assembly. NCBI's taxonomy places the organism in Eukaryota, Dinophyceae, Suessiales, Symbiodiniaceae.
GUUGGUGUGCACUGGCAGUAUGACCUGGAUCAGCUGGAGAAGGACCGCGGCUUUGUGACCGGCUAUCUGGACCCUCUGCCCGGGUCUUUCCACUCAGGGACCAGCGAUGCCCCGGGAAGAGGACAGCUGAAAGCUGGGCAGCUUGAACAACAAGGUGAAGUCACAAAGCUGCUCCUUCAAAGCCUUGCCAGUAAGGGCUGCCUGGAUCAAGGGGAUUUCCACGAUCGCUUUGAAAAAGAGAUCCUGCGGGAAGACACCAUGGACGGAACACGCCAAGGUGGAAAGUAUGGCUGGACAGACAAGACAAUCUGCGAUUUCUACAAAGCGCGCGUCGUCCGCAAAAAGCCAUGGGAAGAAUGUGUGCUCCCUCGCAGUGACACACCGGACACCAUCAUCCGGGGAGCUCUCAUUGCAGCAUCUUACUUCCUGAGCCCCCGCGCUAUGUGCUGCCACGUGCAGGCGCAUUCAAAGGCCUUUACUGGGGACAGUAGCGUGCAGGCACACUCCGUGGCCUUCGCCUGCUUGCUGGCUGGGAUCAUUCAGGGCUUGCCCUUGGACAAAGGGCUCUCGUGGAUCAUGUACACACAAGCCGGCGACCCACUGCCCUUCUCAUCUGUCCACAGCGACAAGGAUCACGACGAGGAGUACGGCGACUACACAGAGCCUGACUCGUUGCUUUGGUUUGGCUUGCUUGCCGAGGGCGUGGAGAACUGUGCAAAAGGCAUCGAACCUGCGCAUCGUGGUGUAGAGCUCUACGGCAAGUUUUGUGCCUUCUAUGGCGUCUUGGGGUCGGCCUAUUACUGCGCCGCGCGCUACCCGGACGACUUCGAGAAGGCUGUCCUCUGCAGCCUUAAUGGUGGAGGACAAAACACCAUGCGGACAAGCCUCGUCGGUGCCUUCCUUGGGGCGCAUGUUGGCCUCAAAGGCAUUCCCCAGAGAUUUAUCGACGGACUUGAAGACCACGACAACAUCGUCAGCUUAGCAAAGCAAGUUGCGCAAGACGCUAUAGAUCGUUCAUCCCCCUCGGAUGCAUGGAAGUGGCCCAGUGAUGAGAACAUGCCCGCCAUCGGCGUCAAGAAGCAGUCUGACUGA